CCGGGCCGCCAUGAUACCCAAAGCCGUGCUGGCCGUGCAACGGUUUCUCCGCAGUGACGCGCAAGCCGCUGCAGACGACGCGACACGACGACGCCGCGCCGGGCCACGACUGCGGCUGUUUUCCGUUGCCGAUUUCGAUCGCUUUCAGCGUAUCGGCGAUUGACCGGCGACCACCGCGGCGGGCUUACUGGUGGCGAGAACGACGCGGCACCGCCGUUCGAGCCCCCUUAUCCGUGCUCGAAAUUGGGGAAAUUACUUUUCCGCCGAGUGCUCGAGAGGACUCCGGUUCGAUUUCCGAGAGAUUUUGGCGAAAGUAUCGGUCGAACUGUUUCGCCGCAAGGUGCAGAAUCGUGGCGAGAGGCGACACGAGGGGAAAGGAAGCCUCCCGUGGGCUCUAUGAGCAUGUUCGACACGGAGAGAUUCAUCGAGGAAAUAGAGAGGCGGCCAGCGAUCUACGACGUGAACCGCGGCGAGUACAACGACCGUAACGCCAAGAUGACCGCGUGGGAUGAGGUUUGCCAGGUGAUGGUACCGAAUUGGGCGCGCUUGUCGGACGAGGAGAGAAACGUGGAAGAGAAAAAUUUACGUGGAAAAUGGAGGAACAUACGGGAUUACUUCAUGAAAGAGCUGAAGCUUCAGAAGUCGCAUAAGGGAUCUGGACCCGCCGGGCGGAAACGAAAGAAAUACAUGUACUUCGAUCGAUUGUUGUUCCUCAUGCCGACAGUGGAGAACAAGAGGGGUUCCGCGACCUUUAAUCCCUGCAAAUCGGAGGAAAGCGAGGGCGAGAUGGACAACCCCGUGAUCGAGGAGUACGACCCCCUUGCUCACGGCGGUGCUUCCAUAACUGGUAGCCGGGAGUAUCUUCAAGCGGGCACUCCCUCGUACAAGGUGUGCCCGCGUUACUCGAAACAGCUCUGCGAGACGUCCUUCACGCCCUUCGACAACGAGAUACACGACAUCCUCUCCUCGCACAGCAGCCAGCGCGUUACCCUCGAUGAGGACGACUACGACAAGAUGUUCCUUCUCUCGCUACUGCCGAUCAUCAGGCAGGUGCCGGAGGAAAAGAAGCUGGACGUCAGGAUACAGAUGCAACAAGUUCUGGCCAUGGCGCUCCGUCCGUCCGAUAAUAAAUAACCGUUCAGUGCGCUUUUUUGGGGUGCAGCGAAAACAGGAAAAAAGAAUCAAAACGCUCCGAAUAGAACAAGAUCUUACGUCGACUAUUUACACAGCACAAAGUAUUUUAUGAAGGGCGAGGCUGGCUUUAACAAAGUGUUUUUAGGAAUAUGAUGAGAACAACAUGAUGACAUAGCCAGCCCACUCUUUUUGAAACACCCUGUAUGUAUCUAGUCUCGUUUUACUAUUUUUUUUGGACGGAUUAUCAUUGCAGAACUUUAUUUAUGAGACUAGUGGAAAUUUGGAAUGGACAUUGUUUGGAAUGGACAGCCUAAAAUUUAAUUCUAUUAGGCAAGGUAAUAAAAAUUAUUUCGUCUAUUUUAUCUCAAUGUUUAUAAAGUUUACGCUUGACAAAGUACUUUAAUACUUAUUAAGAGAUUACGGUAAAUAUAAUUAGAUAUAGCAUGCUAUCAUAAUAAGGUAAUUGCACAAAUUCUAUAAUCUAACAAAACGGAUUAAAUAAUAUACAAUUAGCAUAAAUUAUUUGUAUGUGAAUAUUGUACGUAAUAGAUAUGCAACGGAUAAAUUUUAUAAAUUUUUAAGUACGCAUGGACAUAAAUACUGCGACUGUGAUAUAUUAUAAGCUCUACUCGACAAUCGAAUAGACGAAGACGUCGUACGCGUAAUAUGGCACAGUCUUGUCACGCUAGGUUAAUUCAAUUGUAAUAUACAUUAUACAUCCGUACAUGGUA
Messenger RNA from Vollenhovia emeryi, 1865 nucleotides. RefSeq lists its product as uncharacterized. Gene Ontology annotation, biological process: regulation of transcription by RNA polymerase II. The transcript has 3 exons. Bases 397 to 1134 code for a protein of 245 amino acids. Gene Ontology annotation, cellular component: nucleus; transcription regulator complex. The record is from RefSeq and is a predicted model, not a curated record. Gene Ontology annotation, molecular function: DNA binding. NCBI's taxonomy places the organism in Eukaryota, Metazoa, Arthropoda, Insecta, Hymenoptera, Formicidae.